Messenger RNA from Rhizophagus irregularis DAOM 181602=DAOM 197198, 879 nucleotides. RefSeq lists its product as uncharacterized. The record is from RefSeq and is a predicted model, not a curated record. Lineage: Eukaryota; Fungi; Glomeromycota; Glomeromycetes; Glomerales; Glomeraceae.
AUGGUAAAAGCUCAAGAAUGGUUGGACAGAAAAUAUCCCACUGCAGAAGCCAAAGCAAAAGUCAAAAGAAUCGGUCCUAAACAAGACUUAAAAAGUGUGGGAAGUAAUUUACUUUCAUCGUUUAUUAAGGGUCGGUCCUUAUCAGCUGUUCUUGAUAAUGAGAUAAACAACAGUGGUAUAAUUGAAAGCAAUCUUAGUUUAGAAGGUCCUUUAUCUUUAAAAGGAUUCAUUAAUUUGGAAUUUUUGAAUAUCUGUAACCAUAAAAUUACUACAUUAGAUGUGUCUGAUUGCCUGCAACUUCGUGAAUUACGUUGUUCAGACAAUAAGUUAACUAAUAUAGAUUUAACUGGAUUAGAUAAAAUUGAAAAAAUUUUUUGUGAUGGCUGCCAAUUAACAAAUUUAGAAUUUUUAAAAACUCUAAAUCCGGUCAGGUUGGUCACUCUCCGCAUGAACAACAACAAAUUUCCUGCCCAAGAUUUAAGUUGUUUUACUCCCUUUAUUAAUUUAGAGAGAUUAUAUAUUGUUAACAAUCCUUUUUAUGGUUCUUUAAAGCCAUUAAGGGAUUUAACCUAUUUAAAGGAAAUAGGUAUUGCUGGAACUGACAUUGAUAGUGGUUUGGAAUAUUUGCCUGAAAAUUUUUUCAAUCUCGAUGCCGCCGCUUCUUAUUUGGGCUUGGUGGGAGGUCACUUUAAAAGAUUACUUAUAUGUACGGGAAAACUUGCUGAACAAUUAAAUAAUUACAAAAUAGAAAAUGAUCCCCUUAAAAAUUAUGACUGGCAAGCUUGGAAGCGAGAUAAUCAAGAAUUAAUUGACAAAGCUAAAAAGCAAGAUAAACAAGAAGAAUUAACUGAGUUAUUAGAAUGGGAAGUAGUAGGCUAG